Messenger RNA from Tribolium castaneum (red flour beetle), 1469 nucleotides. RefSeq names its product pancreatic triacylglycerol lipase. The record is from RefSeq and is a predicted model, not a curated record. Gene Ontology annotation, molecular function: lipase activity. NCBI's taxonomy places the organism in Eukaryota, Metazoa, Arthropoda, Insecta, Coleoptera, Tenebrionidae. The coding region runs from base 324 to 1406 and encodes 360 amino acids. The transcript is spliced from 6 exons. Gene Ontology annotation, biological process: lipid catabolic process.
CGGCUCCCUCGGGCAAACGAAUUACGCGACAAUUAACUUAUUAAGUUCGAAAAUUGUGAAGGUCGCCGAAGACCCAACAAUGAAGAAGUGUUUCGCAAAGGCUGGCCUUAGCCGGUUAACAUUGACAUAGACUUGUGCUCCUCAAUUGUUCAAUGUUACUGUUAACCCUUCCACGCUGGUGAAGAACCGAAAUGGCAGCUUUCUAAAUUUCAUGGCAAAAGCGUCAACAUUGAAACGGAAGGUAAUAUAAUGAUGAUGGCGGCGCUAUUUGUGGAAACGUCGGAGGGACUUUGACGGGAAUGUGUCCGCGAAAUUGUUAAAAAAUGAACGUUUUCACGCAAGUUUUCGGAGUGGCGCUUAAUUUUCUCAUGAUUCCGUUCAACCCUUCGGCGCCGCCGAUGCCCUACAUUGUCAGUGAGACCACGUGCCGGAUUACCAAUUUCAAAUUUGGUGAAAACGAGAUGAAAGUGAGCCUCGCCCCCAGAGGCUACUGUCCAAACUGCUGUCCGGUAAAAUCCGGAGUUGACGUCCGGUUCGUGCUUUAUACGAAAUCCACUCCUGAUAGAGGCGCGAUUAUCGCACCAUCACCCGGAGCUGCACGCAGGGCCGGCGUUGACCCGCUGGCGCCCACCGUUAUCUACAUCCAUGGGUUCUCGGAACCUUCGCCGGGGAAAAGCGGACGCGGGAUCGCCCAUGCUUAUCUCAGCCGAAGGGACAAUUUCAACGUUAUUCUGCUGGACUGGUCGGAUUUGUCCACUUUUCCGUGGUACCUCCCAGCCGUCCGGAACGUGAAAAUCGUGGCGGAAAAAUUGCGGAAAUUUUUGGAGGUUUUCAACGAUAGCGGGGAAAUUCCGCUCGGGAAUGUGCACUUGAUUGGGUUCAGUCUGGGCUCGCAUAUCGCCGGAUUUGCCGGAAAGCAGCUCCGGAGGGAGCUCCGGAUUCCGAGGAUCACUGCCCUGGAUCCGGCGUUCCCGGAAUACUCACUCAAUGACGCCUCCCGACGCCUCACCCGCACCGACGCCGACUACAUCGACGUGAUCCACACCGACGCGGGCGUCCUGGGUCUGCCCAUCUCGGUGGGUCACGCCGACUUUUACCCCAACGGGGGCCGAGCCCUGCAGCCCGGCUGCCAGCCCAGUUACUUGGUCCAGCUCCGGCUGGUGGAUCAGAUCUUCGCUUGCAGUCAUGUGAGAGCCUGGAGACUGUACGCCGAGUCCGUGAUGCAUCCGGAAGCGUUUCCGGCGACCAAAUGCCAAAUCUGGCGCGGGCCCAACCGGAAGUGCAACUUCACGAGCGAUGCACUGAUGGGUUAUGCCAAUAACAACCGCAGCCAGGGACAGUUUUAUCUGAUAACGGGGUUCAAAGCGCCUUUUGCCAAGACUGCCAAUCAACAAAUGACUGAAUAGUGUGUAGGAUUUUUAUUGUUAAUUUGUUGUUUUAUUUAUUAAAUGAGAAUUAAAUAAAUCCGA